AUAAUCAACAUGGCGACCUCUUGUAGAUUUCGCCUUUUUAAAACGCCUUUACGAUUGCUAGUUUCAAGGUCCUUUUGCGCGAAUGAAUCUUCUAAAAGCCAUCCGAACUUUCUACCUUUCGAUAACAAAGAUGUAAGAUCCAUUUUGAAGAAAAUCACGGGUCACAACUUGGACAAAAUCUACUCUGCACGCAAACAAGAUCUGACUGUUCCCACAUACAAAUUAAUGACAGAUUCCGAGUUUCUACAGGUUAGAGAUACAUCUUUUUUACUUCAAAGGGUACUUUUGCUGUAAGAUUUCCGUACAACCCCCUACAUUUAUUAUGCCCGUAGCAUAUUUUUCAUACUAUCACAGGUAGCCUAAGCUCGAAAUAUGAGCAUCGGCGAGCAUCGGCAUUGUUGCGUAACAUUCAAAAUAUAAGGAUUUGUAUGGGAAGAAAACCUAUCGUUUCUCUAACCUACGAAAAUGAAAGGAUUUCAAUAAAAAACAGCUUACCUUACUUAAAAUGUGUGUUACGUCUCUCCUGUGUGGUCCACGGGCCGAUUUAUGGCCGUUUUCUGGGUUUCAUAUUUCGAGCUUGGGCUACCUGUGAUACUAUUUGACACAUGCGUACAAUGUACAUGUAAUCUUAUGUUAAGUUAUGCAUGUUAUGGAGUUGUACAGAAAUCCUACAUCUUUUACUUAUUUUGAAUAAUUUCUGCAGUAUCUCAGCCAACAUUCAGGCGAUUAUCGGCCAUUUGACAGUUGACACAUUUUUCUUUUAGAGGAGGGGGAGGGGUAUGUAUGUGGUGGGCAGGGGGCUUUUCUCCUCUUUUAGAGCAGUUAGCUCAAAUUCCCAGGGGUCUCUCCUCUCUAAAACCAAGCCCUUGAAUUCCCAUGGAAAACAAUAAUUCAGUUCCAUGCCCAGGAGAUCAUGGGAAACGAUCAGUAACAAUUUUUUGGUUGCGUGAAAAUUCACGGGAACCCAUCCCAUAAAUGUUUUUAGAAGAGACAUCUGGAGCUAGUCACUGUCCCACUUCAGAUGUCUGUUUUAGCAAGGUGUUUAUUAUAUAUUUUUAUGUAUUUUUUUUGUUCUAGGCUCAACAUGAAAUUGAAGGGAAAGCUGAAAAAUUACUUCAAAUGCCACCUGUGAUGGAAGAACGGCGGGAGAUCGAUGAAGUGUUGGAAGAAAAUAAGGACAUAGCUCAUUUUUCAGAGUCAAGUUAUGUCUUCACUGAUAUUAGUACCAGUGUGUGCAACAGGGUAAGAUUAAUGAUUACAGAAGUGCUCUUUCUGGGUGACAGCAGCUGUUUUGUUUUGUGUAUCAAACCCAUUGCUAUUUUGACAUUCGCAUUGCCAUUCCUGUUAGAUGUCAUGACCAACCCCAACUGCAUGUCUGUCUUAGAGUCACGAUCUUACAAAAGCCUGGGACAUACACAAGGCCCCAGGUGUUCAAGAGGUGUAUAACACUAUCCAUUGGAAAAAUCUCCAUCCUGUGGAUAAGUGUUAAGGAAACCACUACCCACUGGAUAAAGAUUUAUACUGUGGAUAGUACUAUCCACCUUCUCAACAACUGGGGCCAGGUGUCCAUUUUAUAGAACCAUCUCUGACCAAUUCUCUUCUUAUAACAUAGGUAUCAAUAUAUAAUCAAGGAGAAGGGUUAUGAGAGUUAAUAAAAGAGAAGGGAAGGGAAAAUGAUCGAUCUUUUAACAAAUUCUCACAACUAAAUUUUUCACAAAAUGUAUGGAGAUUUAAGUCUUAAGAAUGUGUACCAUGCAGAUAUAAAUUUGGCACUUACAGUCAAACCAGGAAAAUCAUGAACACUGGGAAUAUUAUGUUAUUGUGUUCCAAGAAAAAAAGCCAAUCAAGCAUAAGAAAACUAAACCACAAGCAAGGUCAUCAAUUAGUUUGUGGUUUUGUGGCCAGGUCAUGUCUUGAUCUUUGCUGUGAUUGGUCAUAGCACAAUAAACAUCCCUGACAUAUUUCAAGUGUUCACGAUUUUGCCUGUCACACUGUACAAGGUUAAGCAAGAGUUGACUGUACUUUAAAACUUUGAGUGUUUAUUUCUUAUUCAGACAAGGUUAAUAACAAUAAGAGAGGCAAAUGGAAGAUUACGAAAAGCCAGGUGGGAGGAAAGGGACAGAAUGAAUCAGAUAUACUUUCCAAAACCAGGGAGAAAACAUGAAAUACCUGAACUGCUAAAAGAUGAAAACCUUAAGGUAAUGUAAACUUAAUGGACAAAGUAACUCCAAUUGAGUUUAUGCAAUGUGCUAAUCACUAUUAUUUUGGUACAGUUGGUUCUGAAUAAUAAAUCAUUAUUAUAUUUCUGUGCAGGAAUUUUUAUGAAUUGCCACAAGUCGACCUCACAUGUGUAAGGGAGUGGAGUUUUAUAAGCAAGCAGCAGUGAGGUUUUUAGACUGGAAGUGGCCUGAAAUUCUAGAAUUUUUACAGUCACUUCUAGUGUCAGUUAGAGGCACUAAGUUUUUUACUGUUCAACAGUACAGAAGAAAUGUAAAAAGAGAGGGGAUACUUGAUAGAAAGGUUGUGGUAUUUUGUUUCCAAGUCAGCUGUUUUAAAGCUGUAUUUCUUCUGUUUUGCAGAGAGUGUUUCAGCAGAAUCGCCAUGAAGAUGUUCUUGAUCUGACUGUUGUACAGUUUGAGCCUGAUUCAGCAGCUUAUAUCAGAGUAAGUAAAAUUAAAAUAUACUGAGAGGAAACAUUUUCUAGUUUUUUAGUCCCUUUACUUUGUGGGUUAAUCGAAUCAGUUGAACUUAGUGGUAACCUCCCUUGAGAGACCACCAAAAUGAAAAGAUUUAGUGGUCGCUUACCGUAAAUGAUCUAAUAAACACCCGGGGCGUUUAUUUAAUUUUAGGGGUCCAAGAGGGGGCAUUUAAUAGAUGGGAGGCAUUUAAAAGAGAGAGGCGUUUAUUCUUGUAACUUAUUUUAACGAACUCAACAUAACUGUAUACAGUAUGCUUUUGGCUAAAAACGUUUUUGUGUUAACAGAAUCUCGACUCUGCGGGCUGACGGCUUAUCUAGAAAUUGAACAUGACAUAAUACACAAACUGAUGUUAAUCAAGCAAUGAAAUUAAUAAAUUGAUUGAUUUUGCUCUAUUUUGCCAUUUCCUAGUAUUUGGGGGCAAUUUUCAAGGGGGGCGUUUAUUAGACAGGAGGCGUAUAUUAGAGAGGGGCGUUUAAUACUAACUUAACAGCAUAAGGGGGGUGUUUAUUGGAUAAGAGGCGUUUAUUUGGAAGUGGGCCUUUAUUAGAUCGUUUACGGUACAGAAAGUGUUAGCCUGAAAGAGAAUGAAACCACAGGAGGUCUUUUCUGAGAAGAGGUCUGCAUACAUAUUCUUUUUGGCAGAGAAUUAUUUAUUGCGUGGAAUUUCUUAGAAGUUACCUUAAAAUUCUGAAAAUAAGCCCCGGGGCGUAUAUUUUUCAAAGGCCCUUUUUGAGGGGCUUAUUUUUGGACGGGCUUAUAAUAUGGAGGGGCUUAUCUACGGAGGAAAAUUUGUGUUUCAAAAUCGAUUGGGCUAGCCUUAUUGUUGGAAGUAAAUUUACUGUUUUUGCUUUGUUUAACUUUGUAUUUGAGGGCAAUUUUCCAAAUACAAGCCCCCGGGGGGGCUUAUAUUUGGAGGGGCGAUUUAAGGGUUUUUUGCAUUACCGUUUUGGGGGGCUUAUAUUUGGAGGAGCUUAUAUAUGGAGGGGCUUAUUUUCAGAAUUUUACAAUAUAUGCUUGUGUGUUGUCACUGAAAGUUCUUUGUCUACCAGUGGCAUAGUACAUAAAGCAAAGAGACCAAGCCAUGUGUCAAGUGGUUGCUCUAUAGUGGAAGUUAAAAGCAAUGUAAAACUAUAAAACUGUCGGGCCAAAAAGUGGUUUUGUUUGAUUAUGAAAGAUGGUCGUUUUUGAAAGGUUCUAAUAAUAGGGCUUUGACAGGGAUAAUUUUGGCACUGUGGAUAGUUGUUGGUUGCUUAUGGGAGGUUGUCUUUAAUUAUGAGAGGUGGUUGCACAUGAAGGUUCAACUGUAUUAAUCCUCUAAUUAAGCCUUAAGAUUGACCAGCAUCAAAUUUCUUUUUGUAAUAUCAAUGCUUUGUAAAACAGAGAGGUCAUGGGAAUUAUGGACAUGAUCACACCGGAUACAAGGAGUUGAUACUUCAAGAACUUCUCACUACCACUUUUAUAGAAAACAUAUAGGGCCAACAAAUGAGAAUUCAAAGUUUGAUCUUAGGGUGUAUUUCUCUCUUUGCACCAGGUACAUCAGAAGACUUAUGAAGACAUUGUACUCAGUAACAAGUUUGAUCUUUUGAGAUCAACGAGACACUUUGGAGGACUGGUUUAUUACCUUGUAAAGGCUCAAAGAAUAAUGGAACUAAUUGAAGACAUGAUGGCGAGAGACCUGUAAGGAAUUGUUUUAAGGGACUUGACUUGAUAUGUUUAAUAAUGCAAAUUGUGAGCUUUAAAAUAUAUAAUAGUGUCUAUCAUCACAUAUUUACUUCAUCACGUAUACUCACAUCACACAAGAUUUGUCCACUUUUUAUAAAUGACUUAAUGAAAUAUACCCUGCUAGUAGAGUUGCUUCAAGGAAGAUCGAAGGAGACUCUGUUAGCAGGAUAAAUAAAAUAAUUAUUCAUCACGUUUUUGCUUUCAGUACUUUUUUCAUUAUAAAAACUCUACUGGAAUUCAGCAGGCAAAGCUGUUACAAAGAAUUUGGACUUUUAACAUUUUGUUGAAAUUUGGUUAAAGUAUGAACUAGAUGUGCCAUUUAACGGUCACAUUUUUCUUAACAGUUGGGAAGACUGCGUGGAAGUGGUAAAACUUCAUCAUCUUCUGCAUCCCUACAGUAAGAUAGCGGAACAAGCAAUCAGAAACAAUCUUAAAGGAUUGUUUAUGUUGCGGGUAAGUUAUGAAUGGUUCUAACACUGAAUGAAAUUAAUAGACUGGACAGUCUGUGAAAAAAAACAAACAAACAAACAACACAUCCAACAAAAGACCAGGGAAUAGAAAGCAACACAGUUGACAGGGGAAUUGAACAGAACGACAGACUGGACAUUAGCAAAACAAUAGUGUGUUUUCACUCACGUGGCCAGCAUCUAUGCAAAGUUAUUGGAACAAAAGAAAGCGUUUGCAUAACAAAGGAACUCAACUCCCACAGGACUGGUUUGGCACACCAACAUGGCCGCUGUUCCAUUGUUUUGGGACACCAAUAUGGCCGCCAUGACAUCACGUAAAAACACUCUAUAGACCAAGCAAUAGACAAUGUAGAAUAAACUGGACAAUACAGAGUAGAAUAAACUGAACAACACAAGAGACUGCUCAGUAGCAUAACACAAUAAACCAGACAAAAGAACAGCACCAUAGACUAGACAAUAACAUUAUCAUGCAGUAGAAUGGACAAUGGUAUACCCUAAUAGACUGGAAAAUAACAUAACACAAUAAACUGGACACCAGAAUAACACAAUAGACUGGACAAUAACUGAACAACAGGACAAUGCGAUAGACUGCGAAAAAUAGACUACACAACGGAACAACGCAGUAGACUGGACAAUGGAACAACAAAACAGACUGGACAACAGAAUAACAACAAUAGACAACACACUUAUGGGGGUGUCGGCAACUUAUGCUGAUGGUUAAAACAUGCACAUUAAUUCUAGUUAAGAGCAUUUAAGCCAUUUCUUGUAAUCUUGCUUUUCCUUGUUCUGAACUGACAGGCCUACGUUAGAAGGCAUGGAUCGCCUGAGACAAUGGAGAGAUUGGAAGAGUAUAUGCUUUAUAGAGAGAAAGAGAAGGCGCAAAUUUCUAAUAAUUAA
Messenger RNA from Porites lobata, 5785 nucleotides. NCBI's taxonomy places the organism in Eukaryota, Metazoa, Cnidaria, Anthozoa, Scleractinia, Poritidae. The record is from the annotation of a GenBank genome assembly.